Messenger RNA from Coturnix japonica (Japanese quail), 1768 nucleotides. It is a transcript of the gene PXMP4, whose product is annotated as peroxisomal membrane protein 4. Gene Ontology annotation, cellular component: peroxisomal membrane. The record is from RefSeq and is a predicted model, not a curated record. NCBI's taxonomy places the organism in Eukaryota, Metazoa, Chordata, Aves, Galliformes, Phasianidae.
GCCCCGCCCCCCGGAAGCGGGCGCAGUGAGUGCCGGGCGGUGUCAUGGCGGGCCGUGCUGCUCCGCCCGCCGCGCUGCUCCGCGCCAUCAACGCGCUGCUCGCACAGCGCCGCUAUCACGACGCACUGGCCGUUAUCAAGGGCUGCCGCAACGGGGCCGUGUAUGGAGCAAAAAUCCGAGCUCCGCACGCACUGGUGAUGACUUUCCUGUUCAGGAGUGGAAGUUUAAGAGAGAAAUUGAAGUCGAUUGCUCAGGCCACGUACACUCAUUCCCGGAACUUGGCGUAUUUUGUGUUCACCUACAAGGGGCUGAUGGCGUUACAGUCCCGACUACAGGGGAAAAAAAUCCCAUUUCAUUCUUUCUUUGCAGCCUGCAUUGGGGGUUGGUUAGUGUUCGGUGAGAACAAUCCCAUCAACAGCCAGAUCAUUAUGUACCUGCUGUCUCGAAUCCUGUUUGGCUUGUCUCGGCUGGCCGUGGAGAAGGGCUACAUCCCCCAGCCCAAGCAGGAUCCCUUCCCACUUGUUGCUGCUCUGGUUUGGGGAACGGUUCUCUGGCUCUUUGAAUACCACCGGCAGACUCUGCAGCCUUCUCUGCAGGCCUCCAUGACCUACCUGUACGAUGACAGCAAUGUGUGGCACGACAUUUCUGACUUCCUCAUUUAUAACAAAAAGCCUGAGAGCAAAUAGUCGGCUGGUUGUAGAACACCGAUGGAGCAGAUGGUGCCUUCCAAGCAGCUAAGGGAAAAGGUGGUUCUCUUGCUCUUGACUGAUGAAUGUGUUUAAAUUAACGCCUAUCAAGGAGAGUUGCCUCUUGUCUCCUCACCGGAAUAUUCUCAUUAGUCUUCUGUUAGCUCUGUUUAGAGCUAUUAAAUACCCCAUGGAAACUUAGCACAGCGCCUCAGGGAGACUAAAAUGCCUUGGGAACCUUCAGUAAAAUCAGGCUUCUUUUGAAGAGACCUUAUUUUUCUUUGGUUUUGUUGGUUUAUGGCAUUUCUUUAAAAGGAAAAAAAAACAAAAGCACUUUUAAUAUGGCAGCUUGGCAGUAAGUGGGGAAUAGAUCUGAUCAUUGCCGUGUUCUGGGUGCUAUCUGAAUGCUUGCAAGGUGGAGGGGUUUUUCUGCGCUGCAUUGUAGUGGUGAGAUGGGAGUUGGGGACCUGCUUGGUUCUGAAAGCAGGGAUGUUUUCUCUUGAUUUCUAUGGAAGACAGGAAAUCCAAUACAAAGCAUGGCAGGGAGAGCUGUGUUCUCCCUAGGAGAGCUCCUCUGCAGUUUUUUCUCAAAGAGGCUGAAUAAAACAAUGAAGUCUCUCUGAUACAAGCCCCAUGAAUCAGCCUUUGGAAGGAAUAUUUUUGCUCAGUUCCUCUCAUACACUUGGGAUAAAUCUGUCCCUCUAUGGAGCACACUAAUUAAUACCCUGCAAUUCCUUAAAACCUCGUGAUCCAGCUGUUAAAAGCUGAUUGAACUGAAUACCAAAACCACCUGUGCUACUUCAGGCUCCUUUGCGAACAGGCUGAGGCACAUUGCCUGCCCUCUGAUGUGACUCCGGGUGCUUUGUGUGUAGCAGUGAGUGACACUUGUUAACAAGCACCACCAGUUUGGUGGAGGAUUGCCUGGGUUACUCUUAGGUUCAGGAUUCCCCCAGUGCAGCUGUGGGGUGCAUUAACUAUGAGCAGACUUGGAUGUCUGUGUUGUUACUGCAGCCAUGGAGCAUGGAGAUGCUCUAUACUCUACCAUUCACAUAAUGAUUUGCAUUAAAAUAAUUCCUGAUGUA